Messenger RNA from Myzus persicae (green peach aphid), 1986 nucleotides. RefSeq names its product serine/threonine-protein kinase PAK 2 (gene Pak). Gene Ontology annotation, biological process: regulation of axonogenesis; regulation of MAPK cascade; protein phosphorylation. The transcript is spliced from 11 exons. The record is from RefSeq and is a predicted model, not a curated record. NCBI's taxonomy places the organism in Eukaryota, Metazoa, Arthropoda, Insecta, Hemiptera, Aphididae. Bases 232 to 1938 code for a protein of 568 amino acids. Gene Ontology annotation, cellular component: cytoplasm. Gene Ontology annotation, molecular function: protein serine/threonine kinase activity; ATP binding.
AUUUUUUAUAUUGCUUCCUAUUAUUCGUUUUAACUAGAUAAUAAAUUUUUAUUAUAAUUUAUGCUAGAUUUAAAUAGUUUUAAUACAUAAUUACGACAUAACAUGGUUGAUAAUUUGUCAUUAAACGAUUAUUUUACAUUUUUACACACCUAUGGGCCCAAGAAUUUUCAUGUUUAAGAACAAUCUAAUGCCAAUCAGUUAGUAGUCAUUUUUUUUAUAUAAUUCUUAAAAAUGUCAGAUGAUGAUGACAAGCCACCAGCUCCCCCGGUCCGUCUCACGAGUAACAGUUUUAGAGUUGCUCGUGGAGAUUCGGUACCAAAUUUGGAUAUAAUGCGGCCCUUACCUAAAGAACCAGAUUCUGACCAUAAAAAGAAAACUUCUAAAAGCCGUGUUACUGGUAAACUGAAAACACGGGGUACUGGAUCUGAAGAUAAACCCGAAAUAUCUUAUCCGACUAAUUUUGAACAUACCAUGCAUGUAGGAUUUGAUGCGCAUACAGGCGAGUUUACUCUGCCAUAUAAAGGUAUGCCAGAAGCAUGGGCUCGACUUUUAAUAACAUCCAAUAUAAGCAAACAAGAACAAAAAAAGAAUCCUCAAGCUGUUCUUGAUGUGCUUAAUUGGUUUGAUAACUCCAGUAAGCAAUCGAAAACUUCCAAGUAUAUGACCACAGCCACAAAUAUUGUACAAAAUAGUACUCCCCCUACUGAAGUAUUAGUGCGUGGUGCACACAGUGGAGGUAGUUCAUCAUACUCUGGUGUCAGUAGUAGCCAGCCUUCUUCAUCGACAGGUAGCACUAGUCCCUCACUGACCACAACGCCCACAACAGAUGAACAAACAUCUCCUCCACCACCUGUAUCUGUACGUCCCGAACGUACAAAAUCUGUGUAUACCAAACCAAUAGAAGAAGAUGAGCCUAGAUCCAUCACCCAAGAAGAACCUAAAGUAGUUUCACCGGUUCCACUUCACCGGCCUAGUCAAACUAAUGGAACUGUUCCAGUAUUGGAUAAAAAUAAAAAUAACACUACUGCCACUAGUCGUAAAAAAGUGGCUGAUAAUGAAAUAUUAGAACAACUAAAAACAAUUGUAACAGUAGGUGAUCCAAAUAGAAAAUAUACCAAGAUGGAAAAAAUUGGACAGGGAGCAUCUGGUACAGUGUAUACGGCUAUUGAAACGUCAACUGGUAUGGAAGUGGCUAUAAAACAAAUGAAUUUAGGUCAACAACCAAAGAAAGAGCUUAUUAUUAAUGAAAUACUAGUCAUGCGAGAAAAUAAACAUGCAAAUGUUGUGAACUAUUUAGAUAGUUAUUUAGUACAAGAUGAACUUUGGGUUGUAAUGGAAUAUUUACCAGGCGGUAGCUUAACAGAUGUUGUCACAGAAACUUGUAUGGACGAAGGUCAAAUAGCGUCUGUAUGCCGAGAAGUACUUCAAGCCCUUCAGUUUUUACAUUUCAACCAAGUUAUACAUAGAGACAUUAAGUCUGAUAACAUUUUACUUGGUUUAGAUGGUAGUGUUAAGUUAACUGAUUUUGGAUUUUGUGCUCAAAUUUCACCUGAGCAAUCUAAACGAACCACAAUGGUCGGUACACCUUAUUGGAUGGCACCAGAAGUAGUUACACGUAAACAGUAUGGUCCUAAGGUAGACAUAUGGUCAUUAGGUAUAAUGGCUAUUGAAAUGAUUGAAGGUGAACCACCGUAUUUGAAUGAAAAUCCCUUAAGGGCGUUGUAUUUAAUUGCAACUAAUGGGAAACCAGAGAUCAAAGAAAAAGAAAAAUUAUCUCCAAUUUUUCAAGACUUUUUAGAUCAGUGCCUUGAAGUUGAGGUUGAAGACCGUGCAUCAGCCUCUGAACUUUUAAAACACCCAUUUUUGAAGCUUUCCAGACCUUUAGCCAGUCUGACUCCUUUAAUAAUGGCAGCUAAACAAGCCGCCAAAGGUCAUUGAUACGUAUGGUCAAAUAUUAACGGUCUUUCUUUGGUUCAAAUCCAGCCA